AUGAUGUCCAACGAAAAGAACCCAGAAAAACCACCAGAGGUCCCAGUCGACGAAGAGGUCGGUCGAAAAAGAGCAACUGGAAAAGCAAAGGUGUUGGCAGCCAGCCCUGUGCUGCCAGAGCACAAGAAUGCCGGAAGACGCCGGCUGCCCGCGGGUAGCACGGAUGAGGAUGCUGAGGUGUUGCGGCUCUUCACCACGAAGCGGCACAAGGUGGUGCGCAGCGAGGCCCGCGAGUCCGCGCCACGGGACGGCCCUGUGGGGAAGCUGCGGCAGGGCUGUCCAGCCACGCCGAAUGUGGCACCACCAGGUGUUCAACAAGUGCCUCACCAGUUGCGGCACCUCCGCGAAUCGGAGAUCGCGGAGAGCGUGACACCGCAGGACCCGCGGAUGCAGCUGGCACCCGUGGAGCCGGGAGAGGUUAUCAGCCCUUUGGACCGAAUGGCCAUGAUCCCCAUGAUGUUUCGUUCAAAGCCAUAG
Molecule: messenger RNA, 477 nt
Organism: Cladocopium goreaui
Lineage: Eukaryota; Dinophyceae; Suessiales; Symbiodiniaceae
Source: the annotation of a GenBank genome assembly